Molecule: messenger RNA, 358 nt
Organism: Trichoderma asperellum CBS 433.97
Lineage: Eukaryota; Fungi; Ascomycota; Sordariomycetes; Hypocreales; Hypocreaceae
Biological process (GO): fatty acid metabolic process
Molecular function (GO): fatty-acyl-CoA binding
Source: RefSeq, a predicted model, not a curated record
AUGUCGGCUCCUGAGUCUCCCGAAUUUUCCAAGGCCCUGAUCGAGGUCAAGCAGUUGACCAAGAAGCCUAACAACGACGACCUUUUGCGCCUCUACGCUCUUUUCAAGAUUGGCAAGGGCUUCGAGUUCAAGAAGUCUGAAGAGCCUUCUCGGUUCUCCUUCGAGGCCCGCGCCAAGUGGAAGGCCUGGGAGGCCGCCUACGAGGAGGAGGGCAUCACCGACCCCGCCGAGGCCCAGAAGAAGUACGUCGAGCUCGUCGAGGAGCUCAAGGUCAAGUACGAAUUCGACCCCAACAAGACUCCCGAGUAAAUUGUUCUUUACAAACUCUUGCGAAAGAGAGGAAUCAUGGCGGGUUUUU